UUUCCCAGAUCACCCUGGGGGAACAAGGUAACGCCCCCAAGACAAUCUCAAGCAAUAGGAAGAAGCGGAUGGAGAAGUGAAAAAGCAAUAACAGGAACACGUGUAGUGCAGACCCGGGCGGGGAUUUGGUAGUGACGAUGCCUUGAUCAGGAAUUCAUUCUGUUCUCCAUGGUUACUCUGCAGAUAUGCCUGAGGGUCCGGAGCUUCACCUUGCCAGCCUCUUUGUAAACAAGGUUUGCAAUGGGUUGCACUUUGCAGGUGCAGUAGAAAAAUCUGCUGUCAGCAAGAAUACAGAUGUGCCAUUUAACUGUCCUGAAUACACAAUUAGCUCUGUGUCCAGAGGAAAGGAAGUGAAGCUGAUCCUAACUCCUCUUUCUGAUGGAUCUGAAGAGACCCACAUUAUUUUUCGGUUUGGUAUGUCGGGUAGCUUCAAGUUUACUCCCCCAGACCAGAUCCCUAAACAUGCCCACUUGCGUUUUUACACCAAAGAUGCUCCUUGUCAUGUCCUCUCCUUUGUGGACCCUAGGCGGUUUGGAACCUGGGUGGUGCAUGGAUCGUGGCAGCCAGAACGAGGUCCUUGUGUGAUGCAGGAAUAUGAGAAGUUCAGGGAAAAUGUUUUGAAAAACCUUUCAGACAAAGUAUUUGAUAAACCUAUAUGUGAGGUUAUGCUUAACCAGAAGUACUUCAAUGGCAUUGGCAAUUAUCUGCGGGCAGAGAUUUUAUUCAGGUUAGCGAUCCCACCUUUUAUUCCUGCUCGGUCUGUGCUGGAGGCUGUGAAGUACCAGAAUCAGAAUAAUGAGCUCUCACUCAGUAAAAAAAUAAAGAUUAAGAAGGAAAACCCGGACAUACUGCAUCUGUGUCAUCUGGUACCACUAGAGGUCAUUAAUCUAGGUGGGAAGGGUUAUGACCCUGAGCAUUCAGAUAAUUACUCUGAGUUUGAGAAAUGGUUGCGCUGCUACUUUGUUCCAGGAAUGAAAUCGCUGAGAGACAGCAAUGGACGGACUAUAUGGUUCCAGGGAGAUCCUGGACCACUUGCUCCCAAAGGCAAAAAAACGAAGAAACGUCAGUCUAUGAAUAAAGUGCAGAAGCCAUUAAAGGUGAAGAAGACUGCAAUCAAAGGCAAACUUGGAGAUGUGAAAAAAGAAAAGAAUGAAGACAUAGAGAGAGAUUUAGAUGAAGUUAAGGCUGUAAAGGCAGCAGUGAAAAGUAGAGGUCAUAAAACAAAGGAUGGUGUCAUGAAGAAAGGGGUGGAGGUUAAGCAGAAGUGGGGCAAAGGGAAAGAACCAGAAAAACAGAGGAGAGUUAGGAAAGUUUCAUCCAGGACUUCUGCACUCAAUCCGCCUGCCCGGCCCCUGAGGGAAAGGGGUGUGCAAGGCAUCUCUUUGCCAGCUACAACAAGGCCAAGUCGAUUAAAGUCUGGUAGGACUUCCCUGACACAGGACUCGCCAAUGGAAAUAAGGAGAUCACUGAGAAAACAUAAAAUCACGUAGAAAGUGGCCUGAUUUGGAAACAUUGUGGUUGGGCAGAGGUGCUCCCUGUCUUUUGAGCAAAGAGUUAUACAUUUUCUGUGAGGUAAAUGAACUAUUAAUAGUUUAGAUUUUAAGAGCUUUGAACAGCCAGUGACACUGGAUCUUUCUCAUUGAGGUAAUUAAAUAAAAUAUUCUAUUACUACUUAAAAAAUCUAGAAUGUAUCUGUAUGGUAUACAUUAAACAAUUUAUGGAAUUUUCUUAUAAGAACUCUGUGUGUAUUAUAAAAUAUUUUUUACUAUCUGUACUUUUUAAAAGAAAGGGGACAUUAAAAUGUUUUUAUAAUAA
Messenger RNA from Xenopus tropicalis (tropical clawed frog), 1815 nucleotides. RefSeq names its product nei-like DNA glycosylase 1 (gene neil1). Gene Ontology annotation, biological process: DNA repair; DNA damage response; base-excision repair. Gene Ontology annotation, cellular component: nucleus; centrosome; chromosome. NCBI's taxonomy places the organism in Eukaryota, Metazoa, Chordata, Amphibia, Anura, Pipidae. Gene Ontology annotation, molecular function: DNA-(apurinic or apyrimidinic site) endonuclease activity; lyase activity; nucleic acid binding. The record is from RefSeq and is a predicted model, not a curated record. The coding region runs from base 186 to 1490 and encodes 434 amino acids. The transcript has 9 exons.